Molecule: messenger RNA, 1072 nt
Organism: Aethina tumida (small hive beetle)
Lineage: Eukaryota; Metazoa; Arthropoda; Insecta; Coleoptera; Nitidulidae
Product: methionyl-tRNA formyltransferase, mitochondrial
Exons: 4
Coding region: 48-1052 (334 amino acids)
Biological process (GO): biosynthetic process; conversion of methionyl-tRNA to N-formyl-methionyl-tRNA
Cellular component (GO): mitochondrion
Molecular function (GO): methionyl-tRNA formyltransferase activity
Source: RefSeq, a predicted model, not a curated record
GUAAACAUAACCAAAUCUGUAAUCCUAACCAACAAUUUUCAAACAAAAUGCAUUUAUUGUCCUUUAAACUGUGUAUCUUCCGUAAUUUAGUAAAAAAACGAUACUAUUGGAAUACAUGUAAACCACCUUGGAACAUAAUAUUUUUUGGUAGCGAUAAUUUUUCGGUAUACAGCUUAAAAGCGCUUUGUGAGGAAUAUAAAAGUACUGAAUUGUUGAGUAACAUUGAGGUAGUAACAACGAUCAAAGGAAAACCAAACCCAGUGCAACAGUUUGCCACUGAACAAUGUUUACCAUUACACAAUUGGCCUGUGAAUAUACCAAAAAAUCAGUAUCAUAUUGGACUUGUUGUCAGUUUUGGACAUUUAAUACCUGAACAAGUUAUAAACAAGUUCAAAUAUGGAAUUUUGAAUGUACAUGCAAGUUUACUGCCAAGGUGGAGAGGGGCUGCUCCAAUCAUAUAUGCAAUAGCAAAUGAUGAUAAAGAAACAGGCAUUUCAAUAAUGAGAAUAAAACCAAAACACUUUGAUGUAGGUGAUAUUGUAUUACAAUCAUCUGUUAAAAUCACUGAAGAUAUGAAGAUGCCCGAAUUACAUGAAAAGUUAGCCAAGUUAGGGGCUGGUAAACUAGUUGAAACUUUGCACAAUUUGCCUGAUAAUUUAAGUAAUGCCAAACCACAGAGCAAUGAAAAUGUUACCUUUGCACCGAAAGUGAAACAAGAAUUUGCUCAGAUACAGUGGACUAAAACUGCAAGAGAAAUUUAUAAUCUCGAAAGAUCAUUAGUGGGAUUCUUAACACCCUACACAUAUUGGAAAGAAUUACCUGUUAAGUUGUUUGAUAUUAAAGAGUGUGAAUUUAAAUUUUCUGAUGAGACAAUUCAACCUGGGUUUGUUGUGUUUGAUAAAAGUUAUAAAAACAUAAAAGUUUUUUGUGGAAACAGGACAUGGAUUAGUGUUGAAAAACUUGGUGUUCUAGGAAAGAAAAUAAUGAGUGGUGUUGAUUUUAACAAUGGAUAUUUAAAAAAAGAGAAAAGUGAAAAUAGGUACUUUAAAUAAAAUAAAAUAUUUAUAGAUAA